Messenger RNA from Pezoporus flaviventris, 4072 nucleotides. It is a transcript of the gene AVL9, whose product is annotated as AVL9 cell migration associated. Bases 213 to 2105 code for a protein of 630 amino acids. The transcript is spliced from 16 exons. The record is from RefSeq and is a predicted model, not a curated record. Lineage: Eukaryota; Metazoa; Chordata; Aves; Psittaciformes; Psittacidae. Gene Ontology annotation, cellular component: cytoplasm.
CACACGGCCCAGGGCACCUCCUGAGGGGCCGGGCGGAAGCGAAACCCCGCCUUGGCAACGGGGCGGAGGGAGGGAGGGGCUGCCGGUCGCGGCUGGGUGCUGCGGAAGCACAGGCCGCCGGGGCCGCGUCCCUGUCGGACCCUGGGCGGCAGGAGGCGGAGCGAGAGCUCGUGCAGGGUGGCAUCCUCCGGAGCGGCCAUCGCCGGGGCUUCAUGGAGAAUCGGGGCCCGGUGUUGCACAUCGUGGUGGUGGGGUUCCACCACAAGAAGGGCUGCCAGGUUGAAUUUUCCUAUCCUCCCCUAAAGCCUGCAGAAGGACAUGACAGCCAAAGUUUGCCAGAGGAAUGGAAGUACUUGCCAUUUCUUGCCUUACCGGAUGGGGCUCACAACUAUCAGGAAGAUACUGUGUUUUUCCAUUUGCCACCGAGGUGUGGGGAUCGAACCACAGUCUAUGGUGUCUCUUGCUACAGGCAGAUUGAAGCAAAGGCAUUAAAAGUACGGCAAGCAGAUAUCACCCGGGAAACUGUACAGAAGAGUGUCUGUGUUCUCAGUCAGCUGCCUUUGUAUGGAUUACUUCAGGCGAAGCUGCAGCUCAUCACACAUGCGUACUUUGAAGAAAAAGACUUCUCACAAAUUUCAAUUCUUAAGGAGCUUUAUGAUCACAUGAAUAGUUCUCUGGGCAAUUCUUCACUAGAAGGGUCACAGGUUUAUCUUGGUCUGUCUCCUCGGGAUCUUGUUCUUCACUUUCGACACAAGGUGUUGAUCCUUUUUAAACUGAUUCUUCUAGAGAAAAAGGUGCUGUUUUAUAUCUCUCCAGUCAAUAGGUUAGUGGGAGCUCUGAUGACUGUCCUGUCACUCUUUCCUGGAAUGAUUGAACAUGGUCUUACUGACUGCUCACACUAUAGACCAAGAAACAGCAUAUCAGAGGAUGCUGGGUUGCAGGAAAAUACACCACAUUUAGGUGACCCUGUUUCUGCUGCUGAUACUUCAGAUACAACUUUAGGAAUGGGAAAGGGAAGCAGAAAGGUGGCAGAAAACCUUUCACUGGAAGGUCAAAAAACAAGCAUGCCUUUCUCCCCAUCAGAGAAGACUUGCAAUGGAGCUCAGUCCUCCAACAGUGCUGUGCAGCGCUUGAAAGUUCCUUCCCGUGCUUCUCCAGCAUCCUCUGAAAGUGACUGGGAGACCUUAGAUCCAAGCAUUUUGGAGGAGUCUAAUCUGAAAGAAGGAGAAGGUGAAAAUAUAGCAUCAGAACAGGCUGAAAAUAUUCUGAGCUCAGAAAGCCUUCCAAUCACUGUGCAACCCCAAGCAAAUACAGGACACGCGGUGCUUGUUCCAGGACUGAUUUCUGGGUUGGAAGAGGACCAGUACGGUAUGCCGUUGGCUAUUUUUACAAAGGGGUACCUCUGCUUGCCCUACAUGGCACUGCAGCAGCAUCACCUCCUGUCAGAUGUAACAGUGCGCGGCUUCGUUGCCGGAGCCACCAAUAUCCUGUUCCGUCAGCAGAAGCAUCUGAGUGAUGCGAUUGUGGAAAUAGAAGAUGCUCAUGUACAAAUCCAUGAUCCAGAGCUCCGUAAGAUCCUGAACCCAACAACUGCUGACCUGAGAUUUGCAGAUUACUUGGUGAAGCAUGUAACUGAGAACAGAGACGAUGUUUUCCUUGAUGGCACUGGAUGGGAAGGAGGUGAUGAGUGGAUCAGGGCUCAGUUCAGUGCUUAUCUUCAUGCACUGCUUGCUGCUGUGCUGCAACCAGACAACGAAAAGACGUUGUCAGACUUUGGAACGGUGUUUGUAGCAGCCUGGAAAAACACCCACAACUACAGAGUAUGGAACAGCAACAAGCAUCCAGCUCUUGCAGAGGUAAAUUCUAGCCACCCAUUCCAGGGCCAGUACUCUGUGUCAGAUGUGAAGUUAAGAUUGUCACACUCUGUGCAAAACAGUGAACGUGGAAAGAAGAUUGGGAAUGUGAUGGUUUCUACUAGCCGAAAUGUUGUUCAAACAGGAAAAGCUGUAGGUCAGUCAGUUGGAGGAGCCUUCACAAGUGCAAAAUCAGCUGUGUCAUCCUGGUUUUCCACUUUUACACAGUCAACCCAAAACCUUGGGGAGUGAAUGACGGCUUUCCAUGAUGCUGCUGAAUACUUCAGGUGCAGUACUUUCUCUGAGCUCUAGAAAGACCGCUCCAAAUCAUAGGAGUGGAGAUUAACUAUCCAGGACCAAAACAAGGUAUAUGUUGCUUGCAAGUAGACAUGAAAUGUUAUUAUUCAGCUUCUCUAGAAGUAUAGAAGAAUGGUGGUGUCUCCAUACAAUGGGAUGGCAUUUCCAAUAUACUGGUUGUAUUGAAAAUGACUACUUUCCUUUCAAACUGAGCCUUUAUAAAGACAUUAGCAAACAGGGCUUGUGGAAAGCCAAAUGUGUUUGACUUUAGAUUUGUACAUUUUCUUGGAUGUUGAAAAUAUUUAUGUAAACUAGUUAUAUUUUUCAAUCCAAAUAGCCAAAUGUUGAUGAAUUCUUGUUAGAAAUACGCAGAGUAUAAAUACUGUUUCCUCUUUUGGGUUGGACUUGAGAAGAUCUCUGCAACAAGUAUACAACGGGAACCCUCAAAGGGUUCCUUCCAAGCCAGGUGGAACUUUUCACCUGCAAACUAAAAUCAGAAGGGUGCAGAGUAAGACUGUGGCUUACUUAAGGGGUUUAUUUUUCCCUUUAUCCUCUGUACCUGUGUACAGUUGUUUGCAUUAUUCCAGCUCUCUCUGUCCCCAGAUCUGUGUGACAGUGGUGAAAUCAGUAUUUUCUUGACAUCAUGCAGUAAGCCUUCAUAACUUUGCAUAUGUUUUGGCUGUGUUUUUACCCUGGAAUGUAAAUGGAAUUCCAGUUGGCAAGAUCUCUUUGGGAAAAGGAUUACAAAACAAUUCUCCCAAAUUGGGAUUGGAUCAUAAGACAGUUUUGUGAGGUCUUGCUUUAUGGCAAUGUAAUUACACCAUCAGUGUAGUUACAUACAUACGAACACAACGUAUUAAACCUGCCUAAACCUACACCAGUAGCAAACUGUGUGGCUUUUUUAACCACUUUUUUUUUGUUACAGUAAAGUUAUGAAGACUCUUCCAAAUGAAAAUCAGCUCUGUCGAUUUUCUGUGCAAACUCAGGGAAUGUUCUGUUUGGAUUGCUACGUUUUUCAUAAGGAAAGUAACACUAAAAUUGAGAGAGGAACUGAAAUGGUUCAGUUCGUAUCCUUGUGUGAAGAAAUGUCAUAGUUUAUAUGAAAAGAUGUGGCAUAAUGCUGUAUUUUGUAUGCAAUAUGCAUGAGGUGUCUUCUAUAUGCAAGAGUUUUCCCACUUCCUCUCUUUGUGUGCCUCUUUAUGCCUUCCAGCAUCCCCACAUGAGAGCUGUCAACAUUUUCUACAUUACAUUAUCAAAUGUUCCAACUUUCUGUAGUAAAAGGCUCUUGGUUUAUUGCCUCGUCAGUGUCUGUCAGCAUUUUGCCAUGGUCUUUUCUGGGGCCAAGAUUUCAAGUCAUGGUUAUUUCUUCUGUUCCUCAAAUAAAAGAUAACAGCUGUACAAGAGGUAACCCAGAAGGCUUGAAUGUAAUUUGUUUUAAGAAUUGAAGUUCUGGUUUCCUUAGGUGCAUUUGAGAAGCCAACAGAAAAGCCACACUUGUAUCACUGUCCAACAAUUUAGUUUUCAGUUUUAUUGCUUCAAACAGCAAUUUGAAAACAUGGGGUCUGGUUUAAAGCCUUCAUGAUUUUUUUUCCAGGACUAACUAGAUAGAAUGGCUGUGGAAAACCUGUGAGUGUACAGCUAGUAUGAGUAGUUUCAUUUGAGAAGGGCAAAAAAGGCCUCUAAAGCUCUACUAACCUACUGCCUCUGACAUACAAGUAAAACGUAUUUAUAGAACUGCUGCAACUAUUGCUCCUGGUCUCUGUGUGUAUUUGUGUAUAUCCUGAAACUCCUGAUGCUUUUGUCUGUUUUAUUCUACAACUCUGUAACAGAGAGAAUAGAAUUUAUAUCUUUUCAAAGACUAAGUAAUACUUGAUAGGCAGGAAGACCUCUGGUGAAGUAAGACUGGAGCUGAAUUUAUCCAU